Closterium sp. Naga37s-1 is the source of this 900-nucleotide messenger RNA. The record is from the annotation of a GenBank genome assembly. Lineage: Eukaryota; Viridiplantae; Streptophyta; Zygnematophyceae; Desmidiales; Closteriaceae.
UUCCUGCUGGAAUAUAUGGCAACACAGCAGCCACCGUUGGUGGUUCUGGAGUCGACCGAAGUGAGCGUGACAACAGCUGAGGCCGUUUCAGGUUCUCAAGCCGCUGCGACUAGCCCGUCAAGUGCCCAGCGGCUUCCUGCAGCCGUGGUGGAUGCGGCGUUUGCUGCAGCGGAAGCGAUUGCGGCUGGUGUUCCUCUGACUGGAGGUGGACGUGCCCUUGGAGCACCUGCUGACGUGGCAGAGGGUCUCCCUCCGCUCGUUGACACGUCCGCACGCCGGGAUUCUGCCGAAGAGGCGAGGAAGAAGGGUACGAGAAGGGAGAUCGCAAUACCAGAAACGGAUACCGAGCGUCAGGGAAGACAGGAAGAUGAAGAGUUACUGGAGGAUGAUGAGUAUAUGGAAGGGCCGGUUGAUGUGAUUCUGGGAGAAGAAACUGGCUCCGAGGGAGGAGGAAGCAAGGAUGUGGAAGGGGAACGACCUCCUGUGCUGGAAACUCAAGCAAGGCCAGCCAAAGGUGAAGCAACAAAGGAAGUGGAGAGCUUGCCAACAGCAGCAGGGGAAGGCAUUCAAGGCCCCGGCAAUAAAGCUGCUGGUCGCUGGGCCUUGAGGUCUCAUGGGAAGGCGGCAGAGAAUGAAGAAAGGAGAGCUCCGGAGAUUCAGGAGCAAGAAACCAGAAGGGUCAAGGUGCGGAUGGACGGCAACGAGGUGACAUAUGACAUUAAUACUACAGCUCCUCUGCGCAACAUGUUUGCACUCUUCUGCAAGCGACUGCAUUUGCCUGAAGGCGGGGUGACGUUCUGCGAAGGUGGUCAUGUUGUACGGGGAAACCAGACUGUGAAGGAUGCUAAGCUUGCUGAUGGUUCUAUCAUUGAAGGAUAUUAUCAAAAGUACGCUGGGUAG